Ceratotherium simum simum (southern white rhinoceros) is the source of this 1386-nucleotide messenger RNA. The record is from RefSeq and is a predicted model, not a curated record. Lineage: Eukaryota; Metazoa; Chordata; Mammalia; Perissodactyla; Rhinocerotidae.
AUGCGGCCUGAGAACCAGAGCAGAGUGUCUGAGUUCCUCCUCCUGGGGCUCCCCAUCCCUCUGGAGCAGCAUGGCUUAUUCUUUGCCCUGUUCCUGGGCGUGUACCUGACCACUGUCCCGGGAAACCUGCUCAUCAUCCUGCUCAUCAGGCUGGACUCUCACCUCCACACCCCCAUGUACUUCUUCCUCAGCCACUUAGCCUUCUCUGAUAUUUCCCUUUCAUCUGUCACAGUUCCAAAGAUGCUCAUGAACAUGAAGGUUCAGCAACAAUCCAUCUCCUAUGUUGGGUGCAUUUCUCAGUUGUGGUUUUUCAUAGUUUUUGGAUGUCUUGACAAUUUUCUUCUUGCAGUGAUGGCAUAUGACAGGUAUGCGGCCAUCUGUCAGCCACUCCACUACACCACUGUCAUGAGGCAGGAGCUGUGUGUCUCGUUAGUAGCUGGGUCCUGGUUCUUCAGUUGUGCACAUGCCCUAUUGCACACACUUCUCUUGAAGAGCACUAUGAGGCCUGAGAACCAGAGCAGCAUGUGUGAGUUCCUCCUCCUGGGGAUCCCCAUCCUGCCAGGGCAGCAGGACAUGUUCUUCACCCUGUUCCUGAGCAGAUACCUGACCAUGGUGCUGAGGAACCAGCUCAUCAUCCUGCUUAUCAAGCUAGACUCUUGCCUCCACAUCCCUAUGUACUUCUUCCUCAGCCACUUGGCCUUCUGUAACAUUUCCCUUUCAUCUGUCACAGUUCCAAAGAUGCUCAUGAACGUGAAGAGUCAGCAACAAUCCAUCUCUUACGUGGGGUGCAUUUCUCAGUUGUGGUUUUUCAUCGUUUUUGGUUCUCUUGACCAUUUCCUUCUUGGAGUGAUGGCAUAUGACAGAUAUGUGGCCAUCUGUCAGCCACUCUACUACACCACCCUCAUGACUGAGCUGUACAUCUCACUAGUAGUUGGGUCCUGGGUCUUCAGUUGUGCACAUCACCUGAUGCACACUCUACUCUUGGCCCAAGUGUCCUUCUGUGCUGACAAUAGCAUCCUCCACUUCUUCUGUGACCUCCCUGUGCUUCUGAAGGUGAGCUCCUCAAAUAUCUCCCUCAAUGACUUGGUCAUUUUCACUGAGGAAGGAAUGCUUUUCAUUCCUCCUUUGAUUAGUGUUUUGAGUUCAUAUAUCUGUAGAGAUACCACCGUCUUGAGUGUCUCCUCCACCAAGUGACUCUCUAAAGCCUUUUCUACCUGUGGUUCCCAUCUCUUUAUGUUGUCUUUAUACUAUGGGACACUUGCAGGUAUUUACUUUUUCUCCUCAUCAUGGGACUCAAAUGACAAGGACAUAAUUGCUUUGGUCAUGUAUAUGGCAGUUACCCCCAUGCUGAACCCUUUCUUCAUAGCCCGAGGAAUAGAGAUAUAA